Vigna umbellata (rice bean) is the source of this 789-nucleotide messenger RNA. NCBI's taxonomy places the organism in Eukaryota, Viridiplantae, Streptophyta, Magnoliopsida, Fabales, Fabaceae. The record is from RefSeq and is a predicted model, not a curated record.
AGAGAGAGAGAGAGAGAGAAGAAGGAAGAAGGUCUUGCAUUUCUCAUGAACUGUGGAGUCGUGUUGGGUUUCUACUGCUGGGAUUGGGAGUUCAUAACUGCCCUUCUUCUCUUCUGAUCACAAACUCUCAUCAACCUUCUUCAAUCUCUUCUCAAAUCAUUCUCAAAAAUGGAGAAAGGGUCGUUGGAGUGUGUCAGAAAAUUCUCCACAGCACCCUUUUUGUUGAAGACAUAUAUGUUGGUUGAGGAUCCUACGACCAAUGAUGUUGUGUCGUGGAAUGAUGACGGAACAACGUUUGUGGUGUUGCAACCUGCAGAGUUUGCUCGUGAUCUUCUUCCAACUCUCUUCAACCAUUGCAACUUCUCUAGCUUUGUUCGCCAGCUCAAUACUUAUGGUUUUCGUAAAGUUAGAACAAGCAGAUGGGAAUUUUGCAACGAGCGAUUCAGAAAGGGUGAGAAAGAACUGUUAUGCGAGAUUAGACGUAAAAAAUCAUGGGUGAGCAAGAAGCAACAUGGACCACAAGACUCAGAUGAAGAUCAAAGGUCCUUAGCAUCAACCUUUUCUUCAAAUUAUGCAGUUCUGAUGCAUGAAAACAAGCGACUCAAGAAGGAGAAUGAGGUAUUGCACUCAGACCUUACAACCAUCAAUACCAAGUGCAGGGACUUGCUCGAUUUGGUCACCAAAUAUUCAUGUGCAAAGGCAGAAGGACUUGAUCAUAAACCAAUGUUGUUUCGGAUAAUAUUGGAACAAGUUCAAGGACAAACAGAGGUUAAAAACAACAACAAAUAG